Molecule: messenger RNA, 1104 nt
Organism: Diabrotica balteata
Lineage: Eukaryota; Metazoa; Arthropoda; Insecta; Coleoptera; Chrysomelidae
Source: the annotation of a GenBank genome assembly
UUGACAUUUAGUUUGAUAAGUUCAUUGUGCUUGGUGGUGCAACCAUUAGGUAUCUGAUUAAUCAAUUUAGUCUAACUAUAUCACUGUAUUUAACUUAUUUACUCACUGCUACAUAAUAUAUCGUGCAACCAACAACGGUUCCACUAUUUAUAUCCGCAUAGAUUUUUAUUGAAACAAAAUGGGUAGGUCCAGAUCUCGAAGUCGAUCUCCAAGAAAGCAUCAUAAAAGUAAGCAUCACAAAAGAAGUAAAUCUCGAGAAAGAAGUUACAAAAAUUCUGAUCGAGUGGAAAAAGAAAAAACGAAGGAUAAGCAUCUUAAGUCAAGAAAACGUUCAAAUUCAAUAUCUUCAACCUCCAGUAGUAACGCUUCUGAUGAUGGUUCCAGAAAUGAUAAAUCCAAUAGAAAGUACAAAUCACGUAAAAUGGAUGAAGUUGAGAGGCUGGCAGAAUUGGAACGUAAUAGGAGACAGAGGGAAGCUGAGCAAAGGUUAAUAGAAGAAGAAACUGCAAAAAGGAUAGAAGAUUUAGUCAAGAAAAGGGUAGAAGAAGAAUUAGAAAAGAGGAGAGAUGAAAUAGAGAAAGAGGUAACUAAAAGGGUUGAGGAAGCCAAACGGAUAAUGGAAAAGGAAAUGAUGGAGGAUCUGGAGAAGAGGAGGGAGAAAUUAAAAGAAGAAGAAAGAAGACGUGAGGAGGAAGAAAGGAAGAAACAAGAGAUAGUGGAGAAAAUUCUGGAAGAGAAUCAAAGAAAGAUAGAAGAGGCACAGAAAAAAUUGGCUGAAGAGAGACUAGCGAUGGUGGAAGAACAACGCAAGAUCGACGAAGAGAGGCAGAGACUUAGAAAAGAACAGGACAAGAGGACGAAAGAGGAACAGAAGAAAAUACUGGGGAAGAAUAAUUCCAGGCCGAAGUUGUCGUUUUCACUAAAACCUGUUUUAUAGCUAGUGAUAGAGUCGCCGGUACUGUGUGAAAGUGACACUUCCGUAUAUUUGUAAUUAAAACAAUAAUUUAAGUGAAUCUAGUGAUAAAUUUCGUCAGUACGAAUUGGUAAUAAUAUUUACUUGCAUUUUUAUUGUUUCUAUGAAAUAUAGCUCAUUUUAUAACUUAA